Adineta ricciae is the source of this 1236-nucleotide messenger RNA. The record is from the annotation of a GenBank genome assembly. NCBI's taxonomy places the organism in Eukaryota, Metazoa, Rotifera, Eurotatoria, Adinetida, Adinetidae.
AUGGUUCAUUUGAUGGCGCAUUGGGUUCUUCCAGAUCGCGGACCUUGGUAUGGGCCAAGACAACUUGGCUAUGUUUCAGAUCCAGGAAGUGUUAAAGAAACUGCCAAUAACUUUGGGUACUAUACUAUUAACUCUAUUUCACAUGACGGAAACACACACGAAACAGUCGGGAGCAAAUGUAUUAAAGACCCAAAUAACGCCUUUAUACCAAAUGCAUUUGAAACUGAAUUUAUUAGCAGCCAAAAUGAAGAAUACACAAUAUCUACUCUUAAUAACUGGGCAAAAGAUCCAACUAGCUAUGUGGAAUAUACUAACAGCUCAGUGACAACGGCGAAACCGACAGACAAAGACCGCGUUAUUACAGUUCCCUUGCGUAAAGCUUAUGCAAUGUAUAAGUUGCAUUUAAGCACAACAGAGGAAUAUCCUCAGGGAAGUGUCAAAUCCAGUUCUGUAGUAUGGACUACCAAUACAGGUUUGAUCCAAAACAUAAAAAUAAUCGAUGGAAGCAAUGAAACGACUAAACUUCGAGUUACUUUAAACGAAAAUCAAUACGGUAACGCUGUGGAUCCUAUUAUUUGGAGUUGGCAUAUUUGGGCUCCUGAAGCAAUAGUUGGUUCAUUAGAUUACGAAACUGAAACCUCGGCGAAUAGAGGUAUUAUAAAUGUUUCUAAUACAGCUUUCAUAAAUCCCGUGAAAAGUAUUGGCGUUCCAUUGAAGACUAUUCUCAUGGAUCGAGAUUUGGGAGCUCUGAUGAUGUUCCUGGAAGAAGCUUCUGCAGGUAGUGCAUCAUAUAUUUACAGCUUCAUUCCUCAAAUCAGUAAAAGUGGAGGGCUGUAUUUUCAAUGGGGAAGAAAAGACCCUCUUCCUGUCUUCAUCAAUGCUGGAGGACAUUAUGAUUUCGGAACUGCAGUAGGAAGCCAGGGAAGUAUUUAUAAGAAUAUUAACAGAUAUACAAUUCGUACUCAGAGCGGACCAAUGAGUAAUGGAAUAAUUCCUUAUUCAGGAACAAUUGACAGUACAAGUUAUACUACAAAUUAUGCUAAAGAAUUCUCGACCGAUUAUUCUUCGGCGUUCGUGUCUGCAGAUGCUAAGAAGGACAAAAUAAAGAAAGUAUUGAUGUAUUCUGUGAACAAUCCGCUAUAUUUUUUAUAUCACAAUCCUUCAAAUGAAACAAAUCAAUUUAAAAAAGUUCGUGAGUGGAUAUUUGAUGAAAACGGUCAGUUUACAAACAGAUGA